Molecule: messenger RNA, 1407 nt
Organism: Triticum turgidum subsp. durum (durum wheat)
Lineage: Eukaryota; Viridiplantae; Streptophyta; Magnoliopsida; Poales; Poaceae
Source: the annotation of a GenBank genome assembly
AUGGCGCACUGUCAUUUUCCUGCUGGUGUGAUUUUAAAAUUCGGCAACCAGGGAAAGCGCCACACGAGCAGCCGCCACCGGCCGGCCAGGCCACGCCAGCAGGCAGCAGCGCGUCCCUCCUCUCCUCGCCUACAAACAGCGACGACCGAGCGAGCGGUUCGACCCACCUGCCUCGUCUUCCGUCUCCUGCUUCUCUUCCUCCUCUCUCCCGCCCCGCGUGGAACCGACCGACCCGCACACGCACAAGGAGCGGCCGGCAUGGGGAGAAGGGAGGCGCUCGUGGUUCUCCUCGCGGUCGUCCUCGCGGCGGCGGCGGCCGGGGAGGCGGACGCUGCCAAGGCCAAGGGGAAGGCCAAGGGGAAGUACCGGGCGCUGUUCAACUUCGGGGACUCGCUGGCCGACGCCGGCAACCUCAUCGCCAACGGCGUGCCGGACAUCCUCGCCACCGCCAGGCUGCCCUACGGCCAGACCUACUUCGGCAAGCCCACCGGCCGCUGCUCCGACGGCCGCCUCGUCAUCGACCACCUGGCGCAGGAAUUCGGGCUGCCCCUGCUGCCGCCGUCCAAAGCCAAUCGCUCCGACUUAAGUCACGGUGCCAACUUCGCCAUCACCGGCGCCACCGCGCUCGACACGCCCUACUUCGAGGCCAGGGGCCUCGGCGCCGUCGUCUGGAACUCCGGCGCCCUCAUGACCCAAAUCCAGUGGUUCCGUGACCUCAAGCCUUUCUUCUGCAACUCCACCAAGGAAGAAUGCAAGGAGUUCUAUGCCAACUCGCUGUUCGUCGUCGGCGAGUUCGGUGGCAACGACUACAACGCGCCCCUGUUUGCCGGGAAGGGCCUCACAGAGGCGUACAAGUUCAUGCCGGAUGUCAUCCAGGGCAUCUCCGAUGGCGUCGAGGAAUUGAUCGCCGAGGGGGCAGUGGAUCUCAUCGUGCCAGGGGUGAUGCCCACUGGGUGCUUCCCCGUGUACCUGAACAUGCUCGACAUGCCAGCCCACGAGUAUGGCGCCCGGAGCGGGUGCAUCCGUCAGUACAACACCUUCUCAUGGGUGCACAACGCACACCUCAAGAGAGCACUCGAGAAGCUCCGGCCCAAGUACCCCAAUGUGCGGAUCAUAUAUGGCGACUACUACACGCCAGUUGUCCAGUUCAUGCUCCAGCCUGAGAAGUUUGGAUUCUACAAGCAGUUACCUAGGGCAUGCUGUGGGGCUCCUGGGUCCGUUGCCAAAGCCGCUUACAACUUCAACGUGACAGCCAAAUGCGGGGAGCCUGGUGCCACUGCUUGUGCUGACCCAACGACCCAUUGGAGCUGGGACGGUAUUCACUUGACGGAGGCUGCUUACGGUCAUAUCGCCAGGGGUUGGCUAUAUGGCCCUUUCGCAGACCAACCGAUUGUUCAGUCCUCGUGA